GUGAAUAGAGGACUCUUAGAUCUCCGUGGAUGGAUAUUGAUUAAACUUUAAUGCUCGAUGACUUAUACGCUCACAUUGGUUUUGCAAUCAAAUCGCUCGUGAAGGCGAAUCCUAUCAAUUAAAAACAUGAUUGGAAAUGAUAGCUCCUUGCUUCACUCUCCAAAUUCUCAUAUUCCUCAACAACUUAUGAGAAAGGUGCCUCAGCAUGUCAUUACCAGGGAGUUUCUUCAGCAACACUGCCGCCAAAACGGUCUUUACAUGACCCCUCAUCUGAACGACGUCCUCUACCUUCACCACAAAGGAUUCUCUCAAAUAUGCAAUUUGGAGCAAUAUACUGGCUUGAAGACACUCUGGCUAGAAAACAACUCCAUCAAAAACAUCGAGAACUUGGGGCACUUGACUCAACUGAGGUGCUUGUUCCUUCAGAACAACAAGAUUGACCAAAUUGCCAACCUCGAUCAACUUCAACUUCUUUCCAACUUGAACUUGGACGCAAAUUCUAUCUCAAAAGUAGAGAAUCUGAACUGCCUUCCCAAUCUUCACACCCUUAGUUUGUCUCGUAAUAAAUUGCGGUUUGCUCAAGAUAUCGAUGAGCUUAAAUUUUGCGCUGAAUUGUCCGUGCUCGAUUUGUCUUACAACGCCUUAGAGGACCAUGGUGUUCUGGAGAUUCUCAGUGAGAUGAAGAGCUUGAAAGUGCUCUCCAUGAUGGGAAAUCCCAUCGUGAGUAAAACUAAAGAUUACAGACGAACAAUGAUUUAUCAAUGCAAGAGUCUGACCUACUUGGAUCAACGGCCAAUCCGUGAUCAAGAUCGAUUGCUUGUGGAGGCCUGGAAAUCGGGAGGUUUGGAAGCAGAAAGAGCUCUUAAAGAACAAUUUGUGGCCAAGGAACAUGAACGAAUGCAUCAAAGUGUCCUUAACUUGAUGAGGAUAAGAAAUGCGAAUCUAGCCAAGCGAGGGAUCGAUUCCAGUGACGAAGCCCAAUUGAAGGCUGUGGAAGAUCGAGGUCGACAAAUCCUCGAGGAAGUGAAGAAGAACCUCACGGGAUCGGAAAUGGAAAGUCGGGACAACACUCUCCUGGAUCCUCUUCUUCAAUCCAUCAACUUGUGCAUGGAACAUGAGGAACAAGGUCUUCCUUUACUACCAGAUCCAGACGUCCUUAGGGACGCCAUGAAGCAUUCAUCCGGACCAAUCCGCCAGUACAUGGAAAACAAGGGCAGGAGUGCCACAGAAGAACUUGUCCAAAGCGAGCCAGAGCCCACUCAAGACCAAAUAUUGUUGAGUUCUCUCCAUGAUUUUGCCCAAAUAGAGUAUCCAUUGGUUGAAAAGGAAACUGGUUCAUUGGAAACGAUGGAUCCAACGAUAGCUGAGGAAGGACCUUAUCUUGAGAUUGAGGCAAAUUGUUCGGAUAGUGAUGCUCUCAAAAUGGAUCAAGAGGCUGUAACAAUGGAACAAGUUGCAAAGGGAAUGAGCUUGGAGGAACAAUUGGAUGUGAUUCAAUUGGAAUCUCUGGACCCUAAUCAAGCUCUCGAGGGGAGAUGUCCCAUCACAGGAGUAAAGAAAUUUUUGGACGAGGUGACGACUCUUGACAUAACUGAAACGAAGAGUGUGGAAAAAGUAACCAUCGAUAUCGUGCAAGAAAUUCAACGAUUAGAUCCAGGCAAUAUUUCCGGGAAACGUCACGAAGAGACAAUUACAUCCUCACCUAAAUCACAUGAGGAAAGACGUGAGGCCAUCAACCGUCUCAUUGGAGAGCUGUCCAAGUCAUGUCCAAGUCCUCCGAAGCAGUCUCAAUCGUUCACUGAAGAGUUAGAUUAACAAAACCGCUCAAGAAAUAUGCUUUGUCAAUGUAGCCUCAAACUCACUAAUAGGUCCUAAGUUACAUGGCAGUUAGCUAUCUGUGCAUAUUCAAGAGCAAUCAAUGAGACAAAUUGCUAAUAAAAAUGGACUAGUUUUGAAAAAAGGCGAGAUAUUGAAUAAAAGAAGUUCAA
Tigriopus californicus is the source of this 1988-nucleotide messenger RNA. Its product is annotated as dynein axonemal assembly factor 1-like. Gene Ontology annotation, molecular function: protein binding. The transcript has 7 exons. The coding region runs from base 127 to 1815 and encodes 562 amino acids. The record is from RefSeq and is a predicted model, not a curated record. NCBI's taxonomy places the organism in Eukaryota, Metazoa, Arthropoda, Copepoda, Harpacticoida, Harpacticidae.